GGAAAAUGUACUGGUCAACUUAGACAAAGUAUAAGUCUUUCUACAUUUCCUUUUCACCUGCAAUACUGGGAAGGAUCCAUGAAAUAUACUUCGUAUUUUCCGCUUCUUUUUUAAUAAAUUAACUUUGCGUGCCAGUUUGUAAGUCAAUCAUUGUUGUUUUCUAUCAAAAUAUUGCUUGGGAUUGUUGAUAGUUUGAAAGACCUUCCUAUAUUUUAGUGUCUAUAUAAAAAAUAUAAAUAAAUUGGAAUAUAUGUUUGAUUAGGAGGAAAUGGCUGAAAAGUUUGUUGUACUUGACUUGACCUUGCUCUAGCUUAGUUUCCUUCCAAUUUCUACAUCUUCUCUCGAUAGAUCGAUCUAUUAAUUAGUUGAACAAGGAGAAAACAAAAGCAAGUCUAAUCUACGCGAUUAGCGUGAGACAUCGGUAGUUGUUAAUUUCAUCACAAUUCAUCCGCAAUGCAUCUAGAGGCGGAGACUUGGACAGCGUUGGUUGUGAUAUUGUGUUUCCUUGGUUUGAUUCUGAAGGAGUCAAUUAUGGGAGGUAAGAGUUCAAGAGAAUCUGGCGGUGAUAGGAGGCAUGUGCCAUCGUACGGUUCUGGUGGUGCUUCAUCUUCAUCUUGGGACAAUUAUGGAUACUCGCAACCGCCACCGUAUGCAUAUCAACCGUCAAUUCAACACCGGCCACCCGCCGCUCCGUAUUACGACUAUCAACAGCCGAAAAGGAGGUUGGAUAGGAGAUAUUCCAAGAUUGCUGAUAAUUACCGUUCACUCGACGAGGUUACUGCUGCUCUUUCACAAGCUGGCCUAGAAUCUUCUAAUCUCAUUGUCGGCAUUGAUUUCACAAAAAGCAAUGAGUGGACAGGAAAGAGAUCAUUCAACCGAAAAAGUUUACAUCACCUCGGAAAUGGCCAUAAUCCUUAUGAACAGGCGAUCUCCAUUAUUGGGACAACUCUAUCUGCCUUUGACGAGGAUAACUUGAUUCCAUGUUUUGGAUUCGGAGAUGCAUCAACACAUGAUCAAGAUGUCUUCAGUUUCUACCCAGAUGAUAGAUUCUGCAAUGGAUUUGAGGAAGUUUUGUCAAAAUACAGAGAAAUUGUUCCUCGUCUCAAACUAGCAGGACCCACUUCUUUUGCACCUAUUAUUGAGAUGGCAAUGACUAUUGUUGAGCAAAGUGGUGGCCAAUAUCAUGUCUUGCUAAUAAUUGCUGAUGGACAGGUGACCAGAAGCGUUGACACAGAGCGUGGCCAGUUAAGUCCACAGGAACAGAAGACAAUUGAUGCAAUUGUAAAAGCCAGUGAGUAUCCACUGUCAAUAGUUUUGGUGGGAGUUGGAGAUGGACCAUGGGAUAUGAUGAGGGAAUUUGAUGAUAACAUCCCUACUAGAUCAUUCGACAAUUUUCAGUUUGUGAAUUUUACUGAAAUAAUGUCAAAGAAUGUAGAUUCAGAAAGGAAAGAGACAGAGUUUGCUCUAUCAGCUCUGAUGGAGAUACCUUCUCAAUAUAAGGCAACCAUAGACCAUGGCAUAUUGGGUGCUCGGAGGGGAUAUUCACCGGACAGGGUUGCUUUACCUCCACCUCAAUAUGACAGGGCUUCCAGCAGCAACAACAUAUCUUUUCGCAGUAAUAGUUUUCAGCAGAGUACUCCUUCGCAUACUGGCUAUGAUAAUGCAGUUAGUACCAGUGCAGAAUCAUCACCGGGUGGCUUAUAUGAUCAUAAGCUUUGUCCAAUUUGUCUUACUAAUGGGAAGGAUAUGGCCUUUGGUUGUGGGCAUCAGGAGCACAAUCGAUACUAGAAUAAAGCUUUACUAGUUAACUUGGCUCAAACCCUUGUUUCUGUGGCACAUGCAUACAUUGCUAGAACAAGGUUAGCUCAUAUAUCAUUCAUAAACUUAGCUUUCUAUUGAUGGCAUUGAAUAAGUCAAAAAAAGUUAACUAACGUGGCAGAGUAUAUGCAGGGGACCUUGAUGGAUAUGUAGUUAGCCUUGUACACAAAACUACGUUCACGAUUUCGAACUAAUGUUCCAACUUAAUCAUACUUGUUUAUAGAGAGAGUGGGUUGCCGCCUUGUAUAUAUGAAGUUUGAUUUGUGUGUCGUGAGAAAAAGACUUGGUUCAUCUAGAUUUAUUUUGACGUAUGUAUAAUAGUGUUUGUUUUAGCUUUCUUUUCUUGUUUGUGAUUUUGGUUGAUGUAGCCCGUAGAGAAUCAGAAACUAAAUCUGUAUUAUUUGAUUUAAUUUUAUUUGAUUAGUUGCAUUUCAUGAAUUUUUAGCAUGAUAUAUCCACCUCAGACUACAUUCUCAACCUAAUAAAAAAAAGGGUAUAUAUAUUUGCACUUUAAUAACCAUGAAAGACAACGGCCACAUGAAUAAGUAUACUCCUGUACUCGAUGAUUGUGAAUAAAGAAGUUAAUUUAAAGCAUAAGCCCCUGUAGGAAACAAAAUAAAAAUAAA
Arachis ipaensis is the source of this 2444-nucleotide messenger RNA. Lineage: Eukaryota; Viridiplantae; Streptophyta; Magnoliopsida; Fabales; Fabaceae. The record is from RefSeq and is a predicted model, not a curated record.